This is a messenger RNA of Austrofundulus limnaeus, 4179 nucleotides long. RefSeq names its product ArfGAP with RhoGAP domain, ankyrin repeat and PH domain 3 (gene arap3). Gene Ontology annotation, cellular component: cytoplasm. Lineage: Eukaryota; Metazoa; Chordata; Actinopteri; Cyprinodontiformes; Rivulidae. Gene Ontology annotation, biological process: signal transduction; positive regulation of GTPase activity. The record is from RefSeq and is a predicted model, not a curated record. Gene Ontology annotation, molecular function: phosphatidylinositol-3,4,5-trisphosphate binding; GTPase activator activity; protein binding.
GUUUUUAGUUUUUAUUUUGGUUUGACAGCCUGACCGGAAGUGGCGCAUUUGUUCACUCUUCGAGGCUUUUAUUCUGAAACUCGCCGGAAGCUGUAGCGUCGUUAUCCGGUUUAACUUGUCUCCUCCGCUCCGAGUCCGAGUUUCCCCUCCCAGAACAGAACUGCCAGUCUGACCCGAACCGCUCUGGACUUUACUGGCUGAUUUUACCGGGACCACAGAACGGAACCACAGUCACACCGGGACCAGAACCAGGACCAGGACCGGAUCAGAGAUGAGCCGCCGCCGCCCGCUCCUGCUGUAGGUCCGUGAUGGCCGCCGUGUUUCCUGCAGGCGGAGGAGACGCAGCCCGGUCCAGACUCCACGCUGGUCAUCAUGGCCUCGCUGGACGGAAGCACGUCGGCUGAGACGCUCCUGGCAGCCAUCCACCUGGACAGGUACCUUGACACCUUCUGCAGAGCCGGCCUCCUAUUGGCCCGAGACUUCACCCACCUGGACCAUGAUGGCUUGGUCAGCCUGGGUGUAACCGCCACGGGACACAGGAAGAGAAUCCUGCGCCUGGUCAGCCACAUCCAGAGGGCGGAGACUCAGAGAGCCAAUCAGACGGCAGACCUGUUGAGUGACAGUUCGGCGGCCAUGUUGAUGAGCUCCGACGGCGGCGCGGCGGCGGCGAAGCCCGUCCCCAAACCCCGGACCGUGUUCAACCGCCGCAGGACGGCGCCCGUUCAUUUCUGUCCCGCACCUGAACCGACGCCGCCCACGUCCAGGAGGCUGUCCCAGGAGUCCAUCUGCUUCACCACGUUAGAGGGUCUGGACUCAAAGGCCACGCCCACUCCACGUCGAACCUCGGAGGCCAUGCCCACUCCCGGUUCAACUUCAGAGGCCACGCCCACUCCUGGUCAAACCUCAGAGGUUACGCCCAGUUGUUCGACCUUAUCGUCAUCGCCAGGUUGUGUUGUAACCUCAGAGGCCACGCCCACUCAUGGUUCAGUUUUGGAGGCCACGCCCACUCCGGGGGACGUUCGGAGACCAAGCCAGACCAGCAGGACCAGACCCAGCCGCAGUCUGUCCCUGUCGGACGCUGGAGGAGUGGUCCCCCCUGUCCCCCCGAGACUGAACCGCGUCGCCUCUACAGUGACUCCGCCCUCUUUCUCUGUGGCCCCACCCUCCUCGUCUGCACGGACAGAACUGAGACGGGCCACGUCCUCGCUGUCCUCUCGUUCCGGGAGUCUGGACGGAACCAGACUCUCUGGAUCCCCAGGUUCUCCCAGCGGGGGAGGGAUUGAGAUGGUCUCCAACGACAUCUACUGGGGCACUUCUCCCAUCUCUGCUGCCCCCACUGGUGGGAGGGGUUACUGCAGCCAAGCUCCACCCACUCCGCCCAGAAACGCCUCGGACAGGAACAGUGGCAGCACUUUAAGCAACAACUCUUCAGGAUCAGCCAGAGAUGAUCUGGAGGAAGAGAUCAGCCCUUACUGUGAAUCUGUUUUCCAAAGCAGAAGACCUCCACACGCCGCUGAGAGCGACAGAAGCAGAUCAGACAGCAGAGAGACCAGGACGGAGGAGGACAGACUCGCUGAGGAUCAUGGGGCUCAACGAUUCUCCUGGAAGAAGCGUUUAUCGCAGGUUUUUCACGCUGGAGAUGCUCAGGGUUACAGCACCGUCGGAGAAGCUCCGCCCCCUCCUCGCUGCCUGUCUUUGCCCCCCCACACCUUCCCCUCAGAGGCCGACGAUGAGCUGACAAUCUCCCCGUACGCCAGCUACACAUCCCUGACCGAGAGAGCCCCGCCCAUCAUUAGCGGCUGGCUGGACAAACUGUCGCCACAGGGGAACUACGUCUUCCAGAAGCGUUUUGUGAAGUUCGAUGGAAAGAACCUGAUGUAUUUUGGCAGUGAGAAGGACGUCUACCCUAAAGGAGUCAUCCCAUUGGCUGCCAUGCAGAUGGCCCGCCCAGCCAAGGACAACAAGUUUGAAAUCGUGACGAGUCACCGAAUUUUUGUGUUUCGGACGGAGAACGAAGGCCUGAAGCGGCGCUGGGUGUCCACGCUGCAGGAGCACGUCCGGGACCAGCUGGUGUUCGGGCGCCACCGGUUUGGACCCGGGUCUCACUGUCAGAGACACGGCGCCCUGGAACUGAAGGGGACCAAGUCCAAAGUGUACGCCGCCAUCAACACCGACCAGAUCUGGCUUUACAAGAGUGAACAGUGUUUCCGUAACGGAAUCGGGAUCACCGUCAUAGAGGCUCGAGGAGCGACGAUCCGAGACGGAAAGCACCGAAGCUUUGAGCUCAUCACACCGUACAAAACAUUCAGUUUCAGCGCCGAGUCGGACCGGGACAAGCGGGACUGGAUGGAGGCGCUGCAGGAGGCCAUCGCUGAGACCCUGUCAGACUACGAGGUGGCCGAGAAGAUCUGGUCCAACCGGUCCAACAGGACCUGUGCCGACUGCAGGACCCUGAACCCAGACUGGGCCUCCAUCAACCUGUGUGUGGUCAUCUGCAAGAACUGUGCAGGGCAGCACAGGAGUCUGGGGACAAUGGUCUCUAAAGUUCAGAGUCUGAAACUCGACACCAGCGUGUGGAGCAACGAGAUCGUCCAGCUCUUCAUCAUGCUGGGGAACGACCGGGCCAAUGAUUUCUGGGCGGCCCGCCUGUCUGAGUCCGACGAGCUGGACUGCGACGCCUCGCCUGAGCAGAGGAGGGACUUCAUCACCCAGAAGUACCGGGACGGCCGGUUCCGACUGGCCCACCCAGCGUUCGGCAGCCAGGAGGAGCUGCUGAAGGUCCUGUGCACCGCCGUCUCGGAACAGACGCUGCUGAAAACAGUCACUCAGAUCUUCUCAGAGGCGGAGUCGGCGUGCCUGGCCGGCCAAUCAGACGGCUGCCAGCGAGGACACAAACACCCGGACCACCUCAGCUCCUCAGAUCCCAGCGUCUACGAUGAAAUCAUGCAGCCCGUCCUCCACUCCGGGUUCCUCUACAAGGCCUCGUCCGUCAACAGAGGAACCAUGACUCGGAAGACACGGGAAGACUUCCAGAAGUUCUGGUGCACGGUGGACCAGUAUCUGCUCCUGUACGAGUCGGACCGGUCCUCAGAACCCUGCGUGCAGAUCAGCGUUAAAAACAUUGUCUGUGUGGGCGUGAGUCGGCCCGAUACGUCCAGCAACAACAACGGAUUCAUCGACAGGUUCCGGUACACCUUCGAGUUGUACCUGACUUCAGAGAAGCUGCACCUGUUCGGUUUGGAGACGGCGGACGAGCUGCACAGCUGGACCAGAGCCAUCGGACAGGCUGCCACGCCCCUCAGCUGUCACUGCCUGCUGACCCGGGAGUUCGAGCGGGUCGGACUCCUGCGGUACCGGGCCAUGUUGGACCCUCAGCAGUGGAAGGAGGCUUACUUUGUCCUGCAGAAGUCCAACCUGUUCAUCUGUCCCCGAAACGACGGAGCGGCCGAGGACAUCAUCAACCUGAACCGGCUGCAGGAGCUGAGUGUCACCUCGGAGAGCGAGAACCACGAGAAGAAAGACGUCCUGGUGCUGGUGGAGAAGGGCAGAACUCUGCACCUGCAGGGAAUGGGUCGGACCGACUUCUCUCUGUGGUACGCUGACGUCCAGCGGGCGGCCGGAGGAAAAGGAAACACGCUGAGGGAGCAGCAGCUGAGCAGGAACAACAUCCCCAUCAUCGUGGACAGCUGCAUCGCCUUCAUCACACAGUACGGUCUGGGCCACGAGGGGAUCUACAGGAAGAACGGAGCCAAGUCCAGGAUCCGGCUGCUGAUGGACGAGUUCCGUAAAGAUGCUCGUAACGUCAAGCUGCGGAUUGGAGACCACUUCAUAGAGGACGUGACCGACGUUCUGAAGAGGUUCUUUAGGGAGAUCGACGACCCCAUCUUCAUGGCCGAGCUGCACCCCCUGUGGCAGGAGGCUGCAAAACUUCCUCAGAAGUCCGCCAGAUUGGACCGCUACAAAGAUAUCAUCCGAACCCUUCCCCGGGUGAACAGAACCACUCUGGCUGCUCUCAUAAGUCACCUAUACAGGGUCCAGAAGUGUGCCGACCUGAACCAGAUGUGCACCAAGAACCUGUCGCUGCUGUUCGCCCCGAGCUUGUUCCAGACGGACGGGAAAGGUGAGCACGAGGUGAAGAUCGUGGAGGACCUGAUCGAUAACUACCUGUACGUCUUCGAG